Spodoptera littoralis (African cotton leafworm) is the source of this 2856-nucleotide messenger RNA. The record is from the annotation of a GenBank genome assembly. NCBI's taxonomy places the organism in Eukaryota, Metazoa, Arthropoda, Insecta, Lepidoptera, Noctuidae.
AUGAAAUUAUUUAUUUGCCUGUGCCUGGCGGCAUGGCCGAGUGCAUUAGCAAUCUAUUUCACCGGCGAAAAAGAAAUAUUUCAGUCACCAAACCUCCUUCGAAUAGACUCUUACUUCGGAUAUAGUAUUACUUAUGACCAACUGAAUAAAAAAUUAGUUGUCAGUGCACCGAGAGAAAAUAACAUUGGCGUUGUGUAUGACUGUGAUAUACCUUCUCGAACCUGUUCAAAUCUUACUGUGGGAAUUGAUAGAAAUGCUCUUCCUACGCAGUAUACUCAUGAUUACUGGUUUGGAGCUACCGUUAAAUCAGGACCUAACUUCGUAUUGAUGUGCGCCCCACGUUAUACUCAACAUUAUUAUAGUAAGUCCAGUACAGAUGGAUUUAAUAAGUACGUGACGUUUGGCAGAUGCUUUUCGCAUGAAAACGGGAAAAUGAUUGAAAAGAGAGUUAUCAAUGAAGAAGAGAGGGACAAGAACUCCGGAUCUCAAAUGGAAACUCGUAUGGAUUCCUUUGGUUGGAGUAUUGAUGUAGCCAGCGACGAUAGCAUAUUAGUAGGAGGCCCAGGCAUGUUCCGCGGUCGUGUAAUGAUCUACAAACCGAGAGAAACCGUACCAACAUUUAUAAAAUACAAGAACAACAAAGACACCUUGCCUGAAUUCGAUUUUGGUUACGCCGUCGCCUCGGGUAUGUUCUUAGAUAAGAAAUUAUCAUACGCGAUUGGUUCGCCAUAUGGGACUAGUGGAUUUGGAGAGGUUGCAUUUUAUCAUGAAUUAAAGUUAAUACGAAAACUGGUCAAAGUGGUGGACACAGAUGUCAUUGGUUCAAUGUUCGGUGCCGUGCUGUGCGCUGCAAAAAUGUCCGGCAAAUAUCAUGACCUACUUGUAGGUGCACCGACUUACGCCACAGUAGAUACAUAUGACUUAGGAGCAGUCUACGUUUAUCUUACUCCCAAAAGUAAGAAAUCUCCAACGUUCAAAAGAAGGAUUGUCGGGGAAUCUGCCGGAGGUCAAUUUGGGAGUGCCAUAGCAAACGUGGGAGACUUGAAUGGUGACCAUAAAGACGAAAUAGCAAUAAGUGCACCAUUCGAAAACGAGGGUAGAGGUGUUGUCUAUCUGUAUAGUGGACACGAUUUAGUUGGUGACAAGACAGAGGUGACUCUGAAAUGGAUGCAGAAGAUCGAACCUGAACCAAGUUAUGCACAAUCCUUCGGUCUGAGUCUCACACCACUACUGGAUUAUGACCAAAAUGGAUGUAAUGAAUUGGCAAUCGGCUCGCCCUACAAAGAUAGAGUGGUUCUCUUGAGGUGUAUGGCUGCUAUAACUGUACAGACAACCGCCGUAUUCCCGAACGUAAAGGGUCGCGGUGCCUCUAAAGUGAGCAACUAUGAUCUCCAAGUUUGUUUAAGAGUCACAUAUCCAACUUUACCAACUACUAUCAUCGCGCGUUUGUCAACUACAGUUAUGAUGACUCACUCCUCCGCUAAAUUAACCACAGUCAACGGCCCGGACGGUUUCACAUUUGAAAAAUCGCUUAACGACAAAAAAGGAGAAUACUGUGAAAAGAUUCCAUUCGUUCUACCUCCUGACGGCAAAUACGACGCGGAGAUUAGCUACGCCGUUAAGACGAAGUUGUUAGAAGAUCCAAUGCAACUAAAGAAGUUUGAGAGCUCCCGUGUGAUCCUCAGUGACCGAAGCGUCUUGCAGGUCGUACAGACCGCAUGGGCAGCCGAGUGCGCAGGCAAGAUUUGUGUGCCCAACUUCAGUAUGACACCUUCCAUGAGUUUUGAUAACAAAAACAAAGCAUAUAUAAUCGGUUCAACAAAAACAGAGCACAUAUCAUUAUCUAUGGUCAAUACCGGUGAAGUCGCAUACGAUCUGUGUUUGCGUGUGGAGAUCCUCGGGACGAGGGUGCUGAAAUAUCCACCAGCCUGUCAAGCUAACGGUACCAGCUUACUCUGUAUGCCUCCCACACCUAUCAGAAGUGGCGACAAAUGGGACACCGGUUCAAUAUACCUAGAUAUGCAGCAGCUCAACAACUUGGAUGAAAAGGUGACAGUUAACGUGUCCCGGUACAAUUACUGCAAAGAUGUCAAACCAACUGAAAAUCGCCCGUACACUAUUAACAUGAAGCCGGAUCCCACUGGAAUCAUCGCUAAAGGAGAAAAUGACAUUGGCGCAAUCGUUAAUGUGACCAGAGAAGAUGCAACAGAAAAAGGGAAGAAGAUAACUCAUGUUUACACUUUAUCGAACUCUGGACCCACAAAUUGGGUGAAGCUUGAAGUUAAAGUGAAAUUGGUGAAACACGAAUUCAUAGAUGAUGUGUCCGUGCAUCUAUCAGAAGCUUACAACACUAUGAACUGUGAAAAUGAUCCAAAAGAUGAAUCGUUGUACAUCUGUGUCAUUGAAAGUCUAAAAGUUCAAAAGGACGAGGUCAAAAUUCUAAUCCCUAUGUCUAUAAAGCAUAAUAAAGAUCUAGAGGCAAUUCUUGAAGAGAAGAAUGUGACCAUCUCGUCUUCGAUAUCAUUUGAACCUAUCCCUGGCUACUUAAGAAAUACAAGCAUUUCCACAUUAGUAACGCUGCAGGAUGCGAAGGUUCCUCUCAUGAUCAUCAUCAUCGCACUGGUGGUGGGUCUGCUCAUCGUUCUCAUCAUUGCAUACGUUCUGUACAGGGUUGGUUUCUUGCAGCGCAAGAAGAAGCAAGAAUUAGACAAGUUAAAAAGAAGUGUUAAACGACAAACUAUUUUGAGACGGUCCACGAUGCCCACUCAAAGAAGUUCUCAAUCAUCUGAGCAGCGAAGGCAAGUUCUAGAAGGAAUUGAUGAUACCGAUGAAGAUAUAAUCAUUACUAAAAAAUAA